AUGGCAUCAACAUGUCUUUUUUUAUCAACAUUCGAUCGAUGUUUAUCAACAUCACGAAAUGUUCACUGGAGACAGUUUAGUUCUAUGUCUUUUGCUAAACGUCUUUUAAUUUUAAUCAUGCUAUUUCUUUUAAUUUCAAGUGUUAUUUGUUUAAUUGUCUAUAAUCUUUAUAAUGGUAUAUGUACAACAACACCUGGCUUUGGAACAAUCAUUGUUAUUGUUUAUGGAAAUGUUUUUAUUUCUUUGAUUCCACAUGGAGGUAUGUUUAUUUGUAGUAUCGUUACAUGGAUUCAUCUACGACAAAUGAGAAAUCGAGUUGAUACAAAUUCUGGCAUUAAUAAUCUAACAAUUCUUGUUCAACGAACGAAUCGACAAUUACUUAUUUUAAUAUUUACACAAGCUUUUCUAGCAAUUAUAUUAGAAGUUCAACGUGAUAUAUCAGCAACGUACAGUUUAAUUACAAGUUCAGUAAAGAAAAGUGUUGAACAACAACAAAUUGAAUAUUUUCUUUUACAAUUGAGUAUUAUACUCUAUUAUAUAAAAUUUGCAAUGCCAUUCUAUGUUAAUUGUGCAUUUAGUACAUUGUUUCGAAAAACAUUUCGGACAUCUAUGAAAUCGUUAAUUAGUCGAUGUUUUCAUUUAUGUCAAAAUAAUUGA
Molecule: messenger RNA, 657 nt
Organism: Adineta ricciae
Lineage: Eukaryota; Metazoa; Rotifera; Eurotatoria; Adinetida; Adinetidae
Source: the annotation of a GenBank genome assembly